AUGUUAUCCUCUGUAUUUGGCGCCUUUCAAUCACCAUCACCCUCGGACGGUGUACCGCAGCGGCCACCACGUUAUGUCGGAGAGGAUACUACCCCAACCAGCGGACGGGAGAUCCUUGGUUGGUAUUCAUAUGGAAUUGCGGCCGAAGUCUUCGCGGUUUGUGGCGUAGGAUCUUUUCUACCUCUUACCCUUGAGCAAUUAGCCCGCGAACGAGGCACCCUUCAAACGAGCCGUCUGCCCUGCACUGGACCAUCCGCAGGAAACAGCACAAACAAUGAAAAUGGCCAAUGUGUUGUUCCACUCUUUGGCCUGGAGAUCAACACGGCUAGUUUCGCCAUGUAUACCUUCUCGCUGGCAGUGCUUAUCCAGGCACUGACUUUGAUAUCCUUCAGUGCGUUGGCGGAUUAUGAGAACAACCGCAAAACAUUACUGAUGGUAUUCGGAUUUGCUGGAUCGCUUGCUAGCAUGUUAUUUGUUUUCAUCGCCCCGCCCGUUUUCAUUCUCGGUUCAAUAUUGGUCAUUGUCAGUGUGACUUGUCUUGGUUCCUCAUUCGUCGUUCUGAAUUCUUUCCUGCCUGUGCUGGUCGCCAAUGAUCCUUCUCUCCAAUACGGCAAACCGAAUGAAGGGGCAGAACUGUCAAGCUUCAACCGCGAGGAGAAUGAUUCAGAGUGGAAUGCAUGGGGUGAUGAUGACAACGAUAGUUUGGAUGGGCUGCAUACUUCGGGUCAACCCGAUCGCUCUCCGGAAGAUGGUAAGGGAGCACGCACUGCUCCCUCAUCUUCGCCGGAGCUGCAGCUAUCCACCAAAAUAUCCUCCAGGGGCAUUGGUCUUGGAUAUUGCGCAGCGGUGUUUGUGCAAAUCAUCAGCAUCAUCAUGCUGAUUACCUUAUCGAAAACUUUCCUUGGAAAGGUAUCAGCAACGCUUCCCAUGCGCUUCGUAUUGCUCCUGGUCGGCAUUUGGUGGGGCUCAUUCACUUUCGUAACUCGCCAUUUGUUGAAGACUCGGCCGGGCCCUCCUUUGGAUGUCUCCACCGAAGGUACUGCGCGGUGGCGGGCUUGGCUCCGACUGAUGGGUUUUGCAUGGAAAUCUCUCUGGAACACAGUUAAAAUAGUGAUGAAAUUGCGAGAAGUUCUCAUCUUUCUCGUUGCAUGGUUCCUUCUUUCAGAUGCAAUGGCGACCGUCUCUGGGACGGCGAUACUUUUUGCGCGCACGGAACUUCGAUUAAGCACGCCACUGGUCGGACUCCUCUCGAUUACCGCCACGGUGUCAGGGAUGAUGGGCGCGUUUUUGUGGCCACACGUGUCUCGACACUUUGGCCUGCAAUCCAAUCACACCAUAAUCUUGUGCAUUGUCCUUUUUGAGUUGAUUCCGUUAUAUGGUUUGCUCGCCUAUAUUCCCUUCAUCAAAAACUGGGGGGUAAUAGGGUUGCAACAGCCAUGGGAGAUCUUCCCGCUAGCCAUCGUCCAUGGCAUUGUGUCGGGUGGGCUAGCAUCAUACUGUCGAUCAUUUUUCGGACUCUUAAUUCCUCCCGGGAGCGAGGCUGCCUUCUACGCUUUGUAUGCUGCUACUGACAAGGGAAGCUCAUUUAUUGGGCCAGCUAUUGUGGGUGUACUAGUUGAUGCUACCGGGCAAGUCCGGAGUGGCUUUUUCUUUAUUGCAAUUCUUAUAAUUUUGCCCAUUCCACUGGUGUGGAUGGUCAACGCUGACAAAGGUCGAAGUGAAGGUUUAGCGAUGGCUGAGACCCUAAACAAGUCACAUGAGGGAGAAGAGGAGGCGGAGGGGCUUUUGGCGGGUCAUCGAUGA
Messenger RNA from Penicillium soppii, 1803 nucleotides. RefSeq lists its product as uncharacterized. NCBI's taxonomy places the organism in Eukaryota, Fungi, Ascomycota, Eurotiomycetes, Eurotiales, Aspergillaceae. The transcript is spliced from 3 exons. The record is from RefSeq and is a predicted model, not a curated record. The coding region runs from base 1 to 1803 and encodes 600 amino acids. Gene Ontology annotation, biological process: amino acid transmembrane export from vacuole.